This is a messenger RNA of Paraglomus brasilianum, 1095 nucleotides long. NCBI's taxonomy places the organism in Eukaryota, Fungi, Glomeromycota, Glomeromycetes, Paraglomerales, Paraglomeraceae. The record is from the annotation of a GenBank genome assembly.
AUGGCUCAAAAUCCGUUUGAAGUGCUUCCUUCUGAAAUCCUAGAUUCCAUAGUUGACCUUGUCGUAUCAGAGUAUGAUCCAUAUUCACUUGAGUAUCAUUUAGUAUGUCUCCGACGACGUGAUCUGCUACGGAUAGCCUAUUCGUGCAAAUGUCUGUGUUUUCCUUCUCUACGAAAAUUCUGGGCCAACAUCUUCGAUGGGUCGUUUCACAUGUCAGCCCUGGAGGUUUUAUUGGUUUCAUUACCAAGGGACGUUAAGCAGUCUUUAGGAAUUUAUGCUUUGGUCCCUGAGACGACAUUCAUGGAAUAUUGCCAAUGCAUAAGAUCUGUUUCAUUGGAAGCGCUAUUUUCUAACAUCCAUAGAUGGUUAGAGAAACACCAAUCCAGAGGUUCUCUAAUUUAUAAUACGCUUGAAAUGCGGAGAGAAGUUGCUCGGGAACUGCUUCGACAGUUUAAGACUUGUACUAAGCCUAUUGAGAAGCUUCGAUGCGUCGGAUUUCAUCAGAAUCCGGCGUGGAUAAUUAAUUAUCAACUUGUUCUUGAACCUGAGUUUGCUCAGUGGAUUGGCAAAAUAACCAUCUUAGUUAUUCGGGGGCCGUUUAAUUCUGUAGCUCUAAUUAACGGACUGGCGAGGAAUUGUAAAAACAUUUCCAAGCUUGUAUUUAGCUUUUAUUGUUUCGGCACAGAUCACUUUGCCGAAAUCAUGCAGGCAGCCUUGAGACUUAUAAACAUCCAACCCAAACUCAAAUGCCUUGUCUGGAAUGGUACUUACGGAAUGCAAAAUAUUUCUGGAGACGAUCCGAGUCCCGUUCUCGAAAUUUUACCCAAACAUGCUGGAACGCUUACUUGUCUCCGAUUUGAGCAAAUGGACUUCUCGCUUAUCCAGUCGUUAGAAAAUCUGGCAGCGUGUUAUAAUUUGGAAAGUCUUACUUUCGAACGCUGCAGAAACAUCAGUUAUCAAGCGGUCCAACCAAUGAAUCAAGGGCUUGAAAGGCUGAGAGAAAUCAGAUUGCUCGAGUGUCAGGAUUUUGAUCCGAUGGAAACAUUUGCAAACGAAAGAGGUAUUCUAGUACUUCCUCCAGGAGUUAUAUUCUAA